This is a messenger RNA of Ciona intestinalis (vase tunicate), 4042 nucleotides long. The record is from RefSeq and is a predicted model, not a curated record. Lineage: Eukaryota; Metazoa; Chordata; Ascidiacea; Phlebobranchia; Cionidae.
UGGGCGUGAAAAGAUUCGCGGUGUAGCGCUGUUGAGUUAAGUACGACGAAAUCGUCGCCUUCUUUCAAAAACAAACAUUGCUUUGCUCCGAAAUCAACCCCGAAAAUCAUAAUGCGUUCAGCGUCGCGUAGCAUAAUGGCGAGGGUGGUACCAGGACAGCAGAAGUUAGCUGAAAAGCUGAUUAUAUUGAAUAACCGUGCUGUUGGCAUGCUGACAAGGAUAUACAACAUUAAGAAAGCAUGCAGUGACAGCAGAUCAAAGCCAACAUAUUUAACGGACAAGGCAUUGGAAUCUGGGAUUAAGUUUAUUGUUCGAAAGUUUCCACAAGUGGACACGCGGAAUAACCAGAAUCAACUUGCUGGUGUAAAUAAUGCGAAGAAUGAAAUUCUUAAAGGACUUUCAUUAUACUACCACACGUUUGUUGAUGUAUUGGAAUUCAAGGAUCACUUCUAUGAGCUCCUUGCUACAUUCGACAGUCUUUCUAUAUACUUAGAUUUGACUGUCAAUUAUGACUUGACGUCACAUUUUCUUGAACUGAUCGUUCGUUACGCUUCACUGAUGAUACUUGUUUCGCGCAUCGACGACCGCAAAGCAAUCAUCGGACUUUAUGAUCAUGCUCAUGAUAUGAUUCAUGGGAAAAUGGAGAAGGAUUAUGCACGUCUUGGUCAAAUGAUCGUGGAUUUUGAAAAUCCACUCAAAAAGUUGGUGGAAGAUUUUGGAGCUCACAGUAGAUCCAUUCAGAAUGCAGUAAUGUCACUUCUUCAAAUUUAUCCACAAAGAAACAGUGGUGCAGAUGUAUGGAGAUCAUCAUCCUUGUUCAGUGUAAUUGCUACACCAGCACAGAUGCUUAACCCUGCUGUUACUGAUAAGAUGCAAUGUGAAUAUAUAAGCGUUGAGUCACUUGAACGUUGGAUUUAUUUCGGAUACUUGUUGUGCCACACAUCCAUGGUGUCAAGCCAGGAAGCCACAGCAGGUUUAUGGAGACCAGUACUACAGUCCAACUUCUGUUUGACUUUAUUCCGAGAUGAAGUGAUCAUGUUGCACAGAAGUGCUGAGGAAGUUUUCUCAUCAAUUAAAGGUUACAACAAGAAGAUAUCAGAAGUGAAGGAAUGUCGAGAUAUGGCAGCACAGCAGGCUGGUAAGAUCCACAAAGAUAAACGAAAGUAUCUUCGCUCAUCCAUGAAGGAAUUUGUUGCAGUUUUAACGGACCAACCUGGUUUGCUUGGACCAAAAACCUUAUUUGUGUUCAUGGCGUUAUCAUAUGCUCGUGAUGAGGUGAUGUGGUUAGCCAGAAACUCAAGUAACUUCAUCAAGAAAGUGAACGCAGAAGACUUUGUUGACAGGCACCUUGGUGAACUGUUAUUCUACAUGGAAGAAAUUCGCCAUCUUGUCCGUCGAUAUGAUGAAGUGGUGCAGCGAUAUUACGUGCAGUACAUGUAUGGAUACGACUCCGUUAUUCUGAAUGAAGCUGUUCAAAACUUAUCGGUGUGUCCUGAAGAUGAAUCCGUAAUUAUGACAUCAAUAGUGAACACUAUGACAUCACUGAGCAUAAAGCAAGUUGAACAGAAGGAGUUGUUUGAUUUUCGUGCCAUGCGUCUUGACUGGUUCCGACUACAGGCCUACACAAGUGUAAACAAAGCUGCGUUAAGUUUAAAGGACAAUGUUGUUCUCGCUAGAUUAAUGAACACGAUAUCUUUCCAUUGUAAAGUAGUGGAUGAGAUAGAUGAGGUGUUACAUGAAACGUCGGACCUUUCCAAUUUCUGUUUCUACCAAAACUUUUACGCGACUGCAUUCAAACGCUGCAUCGAGCUUCCUGCCCAGUCUCGCUACUCCAUCAUUUUCCCUCUCAUCUGCGGACACUUCGUCACCGCUGUCGGAGACUUCUGUCCGGAGGAGCGCUCCCAUGUCCGGGACCGAGCUCUUAACUGCGUCAAUCAGUUCUUGGAAGAGAUUGCGAAAGAAGCGAGGAAUCUUCUCUUUAACAUCGCAUCAGAGCAAAGCCAGUUGGCGGAAAAUUUACUGCCGAAAAACGCAGCUGUGAUGAUGAAACAAGGGUUGGUAAAGAAAGGUAAAGGAAAGAAACAUACCAAGGGUAAUGUACAAGAAACGACUAAACCUGGACUGGAAAGUAAAAGAAAGGACAGAUUAUAUGUUACAAGAAUGGACAAAUACCACAUGGCACUUGCAGAAGUUUGCAGCGCAAUUAACUACAGAGCUAACUUUGUUGUAUGGGAACAUACAUUUGCCCCCAAGGAGUAUUUGACGGCUCAUUUAGAAAGUCGUUUUGCUAAACAUUUAGUUUCCAUGACAUUUAACAAGGAAACAAGUGAAAUUGCGAAACCGAGUGAACUAUUGUGCAAGUUACGAGCUUAUAUGGCUACUUUGCAAACUGUGGAGAACUAUGUUCAUCUGGAUGUUACUCGAAUAUUCAACAGUGUAUUGCUGCAACAAAGUCAGAUGGUUGACAGCCAUGGUGAAACAACCAUCACUACAUUGUAUACGCAAUGGUACCUUGAAGUGAUGUUGCGACAAGUUAGUGGGGGCAGUACUGUUUUCUCGGAGAUGCGUCGACAUUUUGUUAAGGUGCCAAAUUAUGCUGACUCAUCAUCUAGCAACCAACCAAUCAUAAACGCCGAGGAGUAUUCAAAUAUCAACGAAUUGAAAGCACUUGCCCAGAUUAUUGGACCUUAUGGGAUGAAGUUUCUGAAUGAAAGUUUGGUGUGGCAUAUUGCUAGUCAGAUCACUGAACUUAAGCGAAUCACGAUCCAAAACAUGAAAUUGGUCACCGCGCUUCGCACCAGUAUCCACAAACCUGAUGCAAUGAUGGAACUUAUUUCCAACCUUGAUGGUGUGGAAAACUUCUUGCUCCGAAUGACGAUCAUUGGCGUCAUUUUCUCGUUCCGUGAUGUUGCUCAAGAAGCAUUGAACGAUGUGUUACAACAUCGUAUUCCAUUCCUUCUCGCUUCUAUUGCUGAUUUCAAGGAACACAUACCAAAGGAAACUGAUAUUAAGGUGACAAUAAACAUAAACGAGCUUGCAUCAGCUGCAGGGAUUCCAUGUGAGAUCGAUCCAACAUUGUGUGCAGCUCUAUCUGCACAGAAGAUUGAGAAUCCUGACGAGGAAUACAAAGUAGCUUGUUUGUUGAUGGUGUUUCUUGCUGUGGACAUUCCUGUUCUCGCUCGUAACGAGAGAUCGGUUUUCCUCCCCGAGCUCGUUGCCCACGGUAACAACUGCCAUUGUUUGGCGCGUGCAGUGAACCACGUAGCUGCUGCGCUCUUCACGGUUCAUCGAGGAACCGUGGAAGAUCGACUCAAGGAGUUUCUUGCUCUUGCAUCAUCAAGUCUCCUCAAGUUGGGACAGGAGACGGACAAAGUGAGCACGAGGAGCAGGGAGUCGGUUUAUCUCCUCCUUGAGAGGAUCAUCCACUUCUCUCCCUUCCUCACCAUGGACCUCCUCGAGUCUUGCUUUCCGUAUGUUUUGCUGCGAAACUCGUACCACGCUGUCCGUCGCAACCAACCAGCCAUGACUGGGCUUUCAAGAAACGAAUCAAUAUCUGCGACCGUCGCAUAAAUCAGCACAACUAAACUUUUGCUACUACUUUUGAAAUCGAAUAUUCAAAUUUGAGCACAACUAAACUUUCUGUACUACUUUGGAAUUAAAAAUUCAAAUUUGACUGUUUUUGUUAAAAUAUGAGACCUACUUUAAAUUUUGUCUUACCACAGUAAUAGUAAAAAAGUAAAUAUAAAUUAUGGUUUAGGACGAUCUGAAAAGCUUUGUCAUGUAUUCCAUGUUAUAUUAUGUGUAUCUGCUAAUUUUUGCGUUGUAUCAAAAUCAAGUGAACUUAAAUAUGCUGCUUAUAAUCGUGUUCAUAUUUGCAGCUAACCCAGAUAACUUAACGUGUUGUUUCAUGUUUUAUUUCUCGCACUUGUUCUCUGUAAAUCGUUGUUUACAUAUUUUCUGCUGAAUAUUAAAAAUUCUUCUCCAGUUGAAAUUAUAAUCAUUCUUUCAGUAAUCACUUAUGUGGGGAAUAAAAAAAACAACA